AUGGCCCCCGAUCGCAACCGAAAGGGCUGGUUUGAUCGGGAAUCUCGGCAAACAGGUGCAAAACUUCGAUUACUAUCGAUCGACAAUCGACCGAUGCCCAAAAAUUUCCUUUCGGUGGCCCCCGACAAAGCAUUUGGUCGAGGACCAUCGAAAAAAACCAGUGGCUUGGUCAUGUUGAGUGGGGGUGGUCCAGAACGUGCAUUAGAGGAGGCGUCGCAUGUGUUGGUGGUGCAUGACUCGACGUUAACCGGUGACUAUAUUCACCAUCGCGUACUGCAUUUAUUACAUCGAUAUCCGCAUCUAACAUCAUCUUUAGUCAUCAAUAAA
This is a messenger RNA of Anisakis simplex (herring worm), 327 nucleotides long. The record is from the annotation of a GenBank genome assembly. Lineage: Eukaryota; Metazoa; Nematoda; Chromadorea; Rhabditida; Anisakidae.